Molecule: messenger RNA, 1453 nt
Organism: Seminavis robusta
Lineage: Eukaryota; Bacillariophyta; Bacillariophyceae; Naviculales; Naviculaceae
Source: the annotation of a GenBank genome assembly
GGCGACUUUCAAGACUUUCGCGACGACUUCCUUCCAUCGGCGAUCCGCAGCCGCAAUGCUUGUUGUAACACAAGCCAAUGGUGGCACCAUGAUCCUAUAAUAAGCACUCCGCAACCGAUCGACCGCUGAAUCAAUCAUGCUGCGCCACAUACGCAAGGAAGUUCCACCAACGUCUCUCACCGUAGAGGACGGUUGUGAGCCUCCCCAGCAUGACGCAGGGCCUUGUUUGGCCAUGAGCCUCCAGAACCCGUCCUUGAAUUUUGCUCGCAUCUUGGUCCUGACGGCAAGCUCAGUUUAUGGAAGCAAUUUCGCCAUUGUCAAGAUGUUGGACCAUGAAAUGCCUGUUUCUGUAUCUGCCAUGCUGCGGUUUGGUCUGGCAGCCACUGUAGUGACAGUCCUCACUGCCACGUGCAAUGCUAAAGGAGGACGAAGAGGAGAGCCAAUGGCAGCAGUGGCGGGACUGGAAAUUGGGGUUUGGUAUUGCUUGGGAUAUCUAGCACAAGCCCUGGGUCUGGAAUCCACGGAUGCCAGCAAGAGUGCCUUCUUCAAUGCUCUGGCGGUCAUUGUUGUGCCCAUUCUCGAUUCUCUCUUUCGAGGCAAGCGGCUGGGCUUACAUGGCUUCUCUUCAGUGGCAUUUGCCUUGUUAGGAGUGUGCAUGUUAGAGUUGGGUCCUGCCAUGGCAUCAGGAAAAGUCAUGCGGGUGACACGGGGGGAAGCCUAUUGUUUGGCUCAAGCCAUUGCUUUUGGGAUCGGAUACUGGCGUCUAGAACACAUCUCCACCAAAUACCCUGCCCAAGCAGGUCUCAUCACUGUGGGACAACUCGUGGGAGUAGCUCUGGGAUCGACCUUGUUUUGUGUGCUCAUGCAGCAGUUUCCCACUUUGGUUCAACUGCAAGGCUGGCUCUCCAAUGGAUUCACAGUCGCUUCCUUGGUUUGGACCGCUUUAAUAUCCACCGCUCUUGCCCUGUAUUUGGAGACUGUGGCACUCAAGACUCUUUCAGCAUCUGAAAUGACAGUCCUCAUGACUAGUGUGUCGCUCUUCGGGUCUGCUUUUGCCUAUCUUACCAUGGGAGAAACCAUGUCCCGUAUCGGAAUGUUAGGAGGGCUCCUCAUCCUUGUGGGUUGCAUCUCCUCCUCGCUUGGUGGUGGUAGUAGCUCCAAAAGCGACCAAAUCAACAACUCUCAGAUUCCAAACAAGAAGGAUGCCUCAUUUUGGCUGACACCCAUUGACGUACUGGAGAUGAUGGUCGAUCAUCCAGCCAUUGGUUGGUGGUACACAAUCUACUCCGAACUGAAAAGGGAUCGACACGAGAUGUCGAAACAGAGCUCCCCUCACCCCACCACACCAGCUAGGAUCUGUUGCUAUUCUAUGGCUGCCUAUGUUGUUAUGCAUAGUGCUAGGAUUGCUGUGCGGUAGAACAGUAACUUAAUUAAGAGAGGGAACAGCCAAAGC